UCAAAAUUUCUCUUUUGCCCCUAUCCACGAAAAGAAAAGAUCGUCGGGGAAUGCGCCGAUCUCCGGCGAUACUCGGACGAACCUCGCCGGAAACCGCCUCGUAAUCGCCAUUGCCACCUCCGAUGACCCACAAACGAGCCUCCGCCGCCGCCGCCGCUUGGGCGCUCCCUCUCCUCCUCGCCCUCUCCCUCCUCCGCCCCUCUUCCGACGAGGAAACCCUAACCCCGUCCCGGAACUACGUCGUCCGGUUCACGGACUACCGGCGCGCGGCGGAGCACCGCGCCUACCUGGAGGAGGAGCUCCGGGCGCCGCUGGGGGCGUGGCAAUGGAUCGAGCGGCGGAACCCCGCCGCGGCGUUCCCCACCGACUUCGGCGUCCUCGAGAUCCGGGACGUCGGCCGGAGGGCGGUGAUCGGGGAGAUCGAGCGGCUGGCGCGGGUGAAGGACGUGCACGUCGAUGCGACCUACUCCCGAAGCUUGUUCGCGGAGGGGAGUCGGAAUGGUGAUGGAGUCGCUUUGGGUGCCAAGAAGCGGCCGGGGAAGCUGCUUACGUCGAUGUCUUUCGAAGAGGGAGAAGAAGAAGGGAAGGAGAGGGGGCUUGGAUAUAGCCCAAUCAGCAAUUCUUCUAUUAGCUGGAGAAGAAAGCUUAUGCUUCAGAGAUCCCAGGUUACAUCUCUCUUUGGUGCUGAAAGACUCUGGGCAAAAGGAUUCACAGGUUCACAAGUCAAAAUGGCAAUCUUUGAUACUGGUAUUCGAGCAGAUCAUCCACAUUUUAGAAAUAUCAAGGAACGCACAAAUUGGACAAAUGAGGAUACUUUAAAUGAUAAUCUUGGUCAUGGCACGUUUGUAGCUGGAGUAAUUGCUGGUGAAGCUGCGGAAUGCCUCGGAUUUGCUCCAGACACUGAGAUAUAUGCUUUUCGAGUAUUUACUGAUGCUCAGGUAUCUUACACGUCAUGGUUCCUUGAUGCAUUUAAUUAUGCUAUAGCAACCAAUAUCGAUGUGUUGAAUUUGAGCAUUGGUGGACCUGAUUAUUUGGAUCUUCCCUUUGUGGAAAAGGUCUGGGAAAUCACAGCAAAUAAUAUUAUAAUGGUAUCAGCUAUAGGAAAUGAUGGGCCGCUUUAUGGCACAUUGAAUAAUCCAGCUGAUCAGAGUGAUGUAAUUGGCGUUGGUGGCAUUGAUUACAAUAAUCAUAUUGCUUCAUUCUCCUCGCGUGGCAUGACUACUUGGGAGAUACCUCAUGGAUAUGGUCGUAUUAAACCUGAUGUGGUUGCAUAUGGCCGUGACAUAAUGGGCUCUAAGAUCAGCACAGGCUGUAAGAGCCUUUCAGGCACUAGUGUUGCAAGCCCAGUGGUAGCAGGCGCGGUGUGCUUGCUUGUUAGUGUCAUUCCAAAAGAUAAGCGGAAAGCUCUUCUAAAUCCCGCGAGCAUGAAACAAGCCCUAGUCGAGGGCGCGACCAAACUCUCUGGGCCCAAUAUGUAUGAGCAAGGUGCCGGGAGACUCGACCUUUGGGAGUCUUAUGAAAUCCUGAAAAACUACCAACCUCGCGCCAGUAUCUUUCCUAGCAUCCUUGACUACACUGACUGCCCCUAUUCCUGGCCUUUCUGUCGCCAACCAUUAUACGCAGGAGCCAUGCCGGUUAUCUUCAAUGCUACAAUACUUAAUGGGAUGGGCGUGAUUGGCUAUGUGAAAGAUCCGCCUGCAUGGCACCCUUUUGAUGAGGUGGGCAAUCUCCUUAGCAUCCACUUCACCUACUCAGAUGUGAUAUGGCCUUGGACCGGCCACCUCGCUCUCCACAUGCAGAUCAAAGAUGAAGGUUCCCAGUUCUCAGGCGUUAUCGAGGGCAAUGUGACUCUUACUUUAUCUAGCCCUGCCCCUGCUGGAGAAAGAAACCUUAAUCCUAGAAUCAGCACAUGUGUAUUUUACUUAAAACUGAAGGUGAUCCCAACCCCUCCUCGAUCAAGAAGGGUUUUGUGGGAUCAGUAUCACAACAUAAAGUACCCACCGGGAUAUAUACCAAGAGAUUCACUCGAUGUUCGAAAUGAUAUUCUUGAUUGGCAUGGUGACCAUUUACACACGAACUUCCAUAUAAUGUUCAACAUGCUGACAGAUGCCGGAUAUUAUAUAGAGACUCUUGGGUCACCAUUCACAUGCUUUGAAGCUAGCCGUUAUGGUACUUUACUCAUGGUGGACCUCGAAGAGGAGUACUUUGCAGAAGAGAUUGGGAAGCUUAGGGACGAUGUUGUUAAUAAAGGUUUAGGGCUUGCAAUAUUUGCAGAGUGGUAUAAUGUGGAUUCCAUGGUGAAAAUGAGGUUCUUUGACGAUAAUACGAGGAGUUGGUGGACCCCGAUUACCGGAGGCGCGAACAUCCCUGCUCUUAAUGAUCUUUUGGCCCCCCUUGGUAUUGCUUUCGGGGACAAGAUUUUGAAUGGCGACUUUUCUAUUAAUGGUGAGCACAGUCAUUAUGCUUCUGGGACUGACAUAGUGAGAUUUCCUGGCGGAGGCUAUGUGCAUAGUUUCAAAUUCCAGGAUAACUCAGAAAGUGCUGCUGUACAGAACAGAGCGCAGAAUACUGGCACGACUAAGCUUUCUGCUAUUCUCGGGCUGGCAGAAGCAGGCAGGGGGCGGGUGGCCGUGUAUGGGGAUUCGAACUGCCUUGACAGCAGUCACAUGGUAACCAACUGCUAUUGGCUUCUUAGAAAGAUAUUGGAUUUCACUAACCGGAAUAUUAGGGAUCCAGUGCUAUUCUCGGAAUCUGCGAAAAUCAAGUACCCAAUUUAUGAGGAAGAAAGUCGGUCGCCCUUGCGUAGAACCGACGUGAACUUUUCACAGUAUUCCAAAGUAACGGGAAGAGAUUUGGUCUGCCACCAUGAUUCUAGGUUUGAGGUUUGGGGGACUAAAGGAUAUGGUAUUCAACUGAUGGGUAGAAGUAGGAAAUUACCGGGAUACCCUUCCAUGGAACUGGUUAGCGAUUCGAACAUCACGACGGAAUCAUCUGGCUCGAGAUUGGAUGUACUUACAAUGCAGAAGAGUGGCAGAAAUUCUAUUGGAGCCACCGCUCACAGAUUUGGAAAUAGCACAGAUUUUUUGACUUUUGUCAACCGUGAUGAGGUUGAUGUGCGAAUGUUAAUGGCAAGCCAAUGGAUUAUUCCUCUUUUUCUUGCUGUGACAUGUCUUCUGUUAUUUCUUAGCUGGGGAGUUAGACAGAAACGGCGGAAGCGAAGGAGAGGUUCGGUAUCAAGUCGCCUAACAAAUUUAGUGUCGCAAUAACUUAGCCGUAUAUUUGAGGGGGAAAAAAAUAGAAAGAGAUUCUUACCCUGUAUGCUACGGCACAAUCCAAUAGAGACCUUUGACCGCCUCUUGAGAAGUAAUUGGUGCUUAGUUACAGAAGAUUACAGGAUGAGGUGCCCUAAUUCUUUUGUCGCCUGCAGAGUUAUAAAAUUGAGAUCUUUGUUGUAACAUCAUUCAUCCAUGUUUUUCGAGGUCGGCUUUUUUUUCUCCAGCCAUUUAUUGGACAUUGUGUGUAAUCUGUAGCGAAUGAUAAAGUGCCCUAGAAGUCAGUUUGCGUGUAUGAUAGUGCUACGAAGUAUCAUUUCAAUUUUGUAAUUAACUGUAAUGGAUUGAGAAGAGACAAGAUUUUACAAAUAAAUUGGCCAUCAAGAGCAAGUAGCUGAUUCAGAUUUUA
Ananas comosus (pineapple) is the source of this 3681-nucleotide messenger RNA. Its product is annotated as subtilisin-like protease SBT6.1. Gene Ontology annotation, biological process: proteolysis. Gene Ontology annotation, cellular component: Golgi apparatus. The record is from RefSeq and is a predicted model, not a curated record. Lineage: Eukaryota; Viridiplantae; Streptophyta; Magnoliopsida; Poales; Bromeliaceae. Gene Ontology annotation, molecular function: serine-type endopeptidase activity. The coding region runs from base 123 to 3266 and encodes 1047 amino acids. The transcript is spliced from 10 exons.